AUGAGCGGCGUGGAACUCAUCGUGGGCGCCGUUCUCGGUUCAGUGCCUAUCGCCCUCGAGGCGUACGACAGGUCAGGGCGAUUAUUCGAAACGAUCUCGACAUUCCGGCAUUAUGCGAAAGAAGUCGACCUUCUGGACGCAAAGCUCAGUACUCAGCGCAUCAUAUACCGCAACAAUGCCAUCAAUCUGCUCACGGCGGUGACGCAAGAUCGCGACUCGGUCCAGGAGCUUUCGGACCAAGUCGAUAAUGUGUUGCAAGAGCUGUGCGGGCAAUUCGAAACAAUCCGGUGCGAAGUGGGCACCGUCAGUCAGAAGCUGAGUACGCCGGAGUGGUUCAAACAUGUCAGAUCCCGAAUCAAGCUCGGUCUCAGCAAGCCGCAGAUCGAAAAAGCCAUCAAAAGGUUGAGAGCGCUGAAUGGAGAUUUCGAAUCCAUUGCGAGUCAUAUCAUUGCUGGGCUUCGGCAGCUAUCCCUGGAUUCUCGAGGGGGGAAGCACGAUGCAUCGCACCAAUCGUUCAGCGGCAGGGACACCCUGCAGAAGUAUCGCCGGAUUCGAGGUGCUUCAAAAGCCAUACAUUCGACUCUGCAAGAGCGCUGGAUGUGCUCAUCACACCCUUCUCAUUCAUUUGCGCUGAACAUCGUCGGCCAUGAUACGGCUACUGGCGAAGGGAAGGGCAAAGCUCAUGCUUCUCACUAUGUGACGUGCGAACUUGCCACAGUUCCUGGUCAAUUCUUUUCACCCACCGAAGCGGAAUUACGACUUGAGAUUGAACAAGUUUGCGACUCGGAUGACGAGAACCAGAGUUUGCGGCAGCAAGGAGAUGUCCAGCGAGUCGCAGAGUUUCAGCAGCUGGCAAUUGCUCUUGAGACCAAUGUUGGUGAAUUCCGAACAGUCAAGUCGACGACGCCGAAAGCAGGGCUCGGGAGGCUGUUUCGGGGCAUCCCAACUUCGGACAAGCGGCUGCCGGGACCUGUCGAGGCCGCGGUGGCCCGUUCGUCUGACCUUCCACAGUCUGUGGCCGUCAGCGCAGUGGUUGAACCAAUGAGCACAGCUGCCGUGCCUUCACCGACUCCAAACCCACCAGCAGUCAUGGACUUUUGCCGGGAGUUGCGCAUUCUCACGUCGGACUGCAUACAGCGUUCGCUAGUGGCAACAUGGGAGCUCCCUCGCGCCCAAUGGUUCCAUAUUCCCGAAGCAGCAAUACAGACGCAGAACACAUCCCAGUCCAUCUCGGAUCUCAUCCAGUGGAUUGCUGAGAAACCUGUCGUGCGAUCCCUCUCUCGUCCGGCCUCGGUUGAAAUGGCCAGUCGGAUUGCUGAAGGUAUCAUGCAGUUCUACUCGACGCCCUGGCUCGUCGACUCGGAUCUGGGACAGAAUGUGCGAUACUUUAACUCAGCACCAGUACCUUCGGAUGCGGUCAAGCUGAAAGGUCCGUACUUUGCAGCAGAAUUUAGGGGUUCAAGAUCUGCAGAACAUCCGAGGGCUGGCCCGGCAACGUUAAAUGCUGAAGGCGAGCCGGGUGGCAUACGACAUGUCGCCGAAACAGCCCGGAACAAGCUUUUGUUCAGUUUCGGCAUCCUGCUGCUGGAGAUUGCUUACGGCCGACCAUGGGGCACCUUGAGGAAAAGCGUGACUGGUUCGGAAAUGCCGCCUAACGAGGCAAUCGCCGACUAUCGAGCCGCAGAGAAAUUGGCCCAUCUUUUGGUCAACCAGAUGGGCUCAAAUUUCCCCAGAAUUGUCAAGAAAUGUCUCGGUUGCGACUUUGGACUCGGCGAAACGGACCUUGAUAAUGAGGACCUGCAACGGCACUUUGUGAAGGAUAUUGUCGCGGGAUUAGAGCGACUGGAAUCUCACAUGCGGCAGAUGGACUUGGCUCUCGAGGACUAA
This is a messenger RNA of Verticillium alfalfae VaMs.102, 1887 nucleotides long. RefSeq lists its product with no specific name. The coding region runs from base 1 to 1887 and encodes 628 amino acids. The transcript is spliced from 3 exons. NCBI's taxonomy places the organism in Eukaryota, Fungi, Ascomycota, Sordariomycetes, Glomerellales, Plectosphaerellaceae. The record is from RefSeq and is a predicted model, not a curated record.